AUGGCAGUCAAACAGCACGUUAAUGAGGUGGACGAGCGCUCUGAAGUGCAGCCUGUAGAUCUGGAGCAAAUAAUACAGACUAUAAAACUUAUCCGACAAAACCGAAGUCAUUUGCUUGUUGGAUCUAAUCUUGUCAACUUAUUUGAAACCAUAGUACACUGCUUAGCUCAUGUGCACAACCCAAGGGAAACUGGGUUAUCAAGAUUUCUAGAAAAUGUCAAUCUAGUUCAACCGAACAUUGUGCCUGGAGCUGUAUCUUGGCUUUUGAGAGAAAAUCCUGGGGAUGAUGAAACAUUAUUAAGAAUAUUACGCAGAUUGUUUAUGUGGCUCCGGUAUUGUAAUUACACACCAUGUUUGACCGAGUGGACCAUUACAUUUAUGAAGGGGUUGCAGGAAGAAGGCAGAUGGGAUUUAUGCUUGCAGCCAGCAGUUUUGUGCCAAUUGACCAGGCAAAGAUUGAUUGAUAUAAUAACAGCUUUAUUAGAAGUAUUUCCAAAUGAAAUUGAAGGCCAUAAGGAUGUUGUGAAUUUUGUACAUAAUGUUGGCCCUUCCGCUGAUUAUAGAAGGGUCUUAAAAUGCAAUGCAUCUAUGAGUAUUGUAAGAAUGUCCACACCCGGUUCAAGCAAAGUUGGAUUGAAUAACUUAGGAAAUACUUGUUACAUGAAUAGUGUUCUUCAAUCAUUAUUUAUGACCAGACAAUUUUACAAGCAAGUUAUCUUAUCGAGUGGUGGUAAACGUGGGAUUGUAAUGAAGCAAUUGGCUCAUUUAUUUGCUUUAUUAAGUUACUCAAAUCGUCCUUAAGUAUUUCCAAAUGAAAUUGAAGGCCAUAAGGAUGUUGUGAAUUUUGUACAUAAUGUUGGCCCUUCCGCUGAUUAUAGAAGGGUCUUAAAAUGCAAUGCAUCUAUGAGUAUUGUAAGAAUGUCCACACCCGGUUCAAGCAAAGUUGGAUUGAAUAACUUAGGAAAUACUUGUUACAUGAAUAGUGUUCUUCAAUCAUUAUUUAUGACCAGACAAUUUUACAAGCAAGUUAUCUUAUCGAGUGGUGGUAAACGUGGGAUUGUAAUGAAGCAAUUGGCUCAUUUAUUUGCUUUAUUAAGUUACUCAAAUCGUCCUUAUAUUUCACCCAAAGACAUAUUGCAGAUAGCCAGACCGCCUGGGUUUACGCCAGGCCAAUACCAUGACAGCUCUGAAUUUCUUGUAUAUUUAUUAGAUACAUUGCAUGAGCAAGAAACACAGUUGAACAGAACUCUUGGCACAGAAGCGAAAGUAGCUAACACAGUUAAUACUUGUGGCAAAUUUUCACAAAAAAACAUAAAUAAAGAAGAUUUCGAUAUGGAUUCAAAACCGGACAAACCCUUAUUCAACACAGACUGCAAAACAAUCACUCAAACUUGCUUCAACGGAGAAAUGCUGACUUGUUACGAAUGCAUGGCUUGCCGCUCACGAAGCAACAACCAUGAUACAUUUAGAGACUUACAAUUAGCUUUUCCGGACAACAACACGACAUCUGGUGAAAAAUCGUACUCGGUGCAAUGGCUACUUGAUUAUUAUCUGUCGAAGGAAAAAUUACAAGGUGCGAAUAAAUAUUCUUGUGGACAAUGUAAAACGUUGUGCGAUGCCGAACGGUCUAUCACCAUUUUGGGCGCACCACAAAAUUUGAUUUUAACUCUGAAGCACUUCAGGUAUGAUGCUGUUCAGCAUGAAAGGAAGAAGUUAUCUCACAAAAUACAUCAUAAUGAAAAAGUGCAUUUGGUUGUUAUGUCAAACAAACAGCCUGUGAAAGUUUUUUAUAUGUUAUAUGCUGCAGUGGUUCACGAUGGUGUUAACAUGGACAGUGGACAUUAUUACACUUAUGCUAUGGAUAAACAUAAACAUUGGUAUAAGUUUAAUGAUAGUGUGGUAAGCAAUGCAUCGUUUAAAGAUUUGGACGAAAUGAACCCUUACAAUACUCCAUACAUAUUAUUUUAUAAAAUAAUUGGCACGCAAAGUAUUUCGGCGCAAGAGCUUAAACAAAACGGUGUUGACAGUCCCAAGAAGAUAAGAUUGGGAGAAACUAUGAUUUAUAAUGGAUUGAAAAAUAAGGACAAAGACAUGUUCAACAUGAAACAUUGUUCAGAAGAUUGCGAUAUUGACUUCGAAGAUUUACCUUUGGAUCUCCAGGAUUUGAUAAGGCGUGAUAAUAAGCGUUUCGAGGAGGAGAAUUUGUUUAAUAAAUCGAGUAAUACAAAUACUUCACUGCUUUUUGGUAAAGACAAAUCGGAUUCGGAUAACGAAGACGACUCUCCGAGCGGUUGCAGUGGAGGAUCAGGAAUUACAAGUAAUGCCAAUCGAUAUAUAUUUUAGUACUCGUUUUUAUUAAACUUAAAAUUAGUUUUCAAUAAUCCACUGUUAUUACUUUAUGAAUUAUAUAUAGUUUAAUUGUCUAAUGAUGAAAUGUAAUAUAGAAAUUUUGUAUAUGGUACUUAUAUACAGAAUCAUGUUCUUUUGUUUCACUAUAAAUACAUGCAGUAUUCUUUUUAUUCACUUAUGUGUUAAAAACAUUAAUUUGUGAUCUUAAGUUUUGUU
Ctenocephalides felis (cat flea) is the source of this 2565-nucleotide messenger RNA. Its product is annotated as ubiquitin carboxyl-terminal hydrolase 38-like. The record is from RefSeq and is a predicted model, not a curated record. Gene Ontology annotation, cellular component: cytosol; nucleus. Gene Ontology annotation, biological process: protein deubiquitination. Lineage: Eukaryota; Metazoa; Arthropoda; Insecta; Siphonaptera; Pulicidae. Gene Ontology annotation, molecular function: cysteine-type endopeptidase activity; cysteine-type deubiquitinase activity.